Molecule: messenger RNA, 1259 nt
Organism: Oncorhynchus masou masou (cherry salmon)
Lineage: Eukaryota; Metazoa; Chordata; Actinopteri; Salmoniformes; Salmonidae
Gene: ciao2a
Product: cytosolic iron-sulfur assembly component 2A
Exons: 5
Coding region: 283-672 (129 amino acids)
Source: RefSeq, a predicted model, not a curated record
GAUUACUUUUUGUUUGUCACAACCUACGCAGAUGUCAAAGCUUAAGUCUUAUAAAAACCGCGUUGAUGAGCCAAUCCAUAUGCUAGUGUGUUUUAUUAAACGGUGAACAUACUGUCUAGUUUAGGGGAGCGUGAAAACACUGAUGUCGAAGUCUCUCAGAAAGCUCGAGUAUAUGAAAAAUUCAAAUAGUGUCUAGCUUUAUCUCACUUAGUUACAUUGAGUCACAAAGUAUUGGAGUUCACCGGAUUGCUAGACAACACGAAUGCACCAAGGACCCAAAAGAUGGAAGAGAAAGCAUUAGAAGUAUACGAUGUCAUACGUACUAUUCGAGACCCAGAGAAACCUAACACGUUGGAGGAAUUGGAUGUCGUGUCAGAAGAAUGUGUUGAAGUCCAAGAACUUGGAGAGGACGAGUAUCUCAUAAUUAUCAAGUUCUCCCCAACUGUCCCACACUGCUCUCUGGCAACACUAAUCGGCCUGUGCUUACAAGUUAAACUGCAAAGAUGCUUGCCAUUUAAACACAAGUUGGACAUUUUCAUUUCUGAGGGAACCCAUUCUACCGAGGAAGAUAUUAACAAACAGAUCAACGACAAGGAGAGAGUAGCAGCUGCUAUGGAGAACCCCAACCUGCGGGACAUUGUGGAGCAGUGUGUUACUGAACCUGAUGACUGAGCCAAUGGACUGACAUCUCAGUUACUUUAGACCAAGGUAUUCAAUUGGCACCAAAUGGAAGAAAAUGGACUGAAACAGGGGGGUACUAGCUGAAGUUGUCCAUUUAGAAAUGCUAGUUUUUGCUUUCCGUUGUAAAACAUUUUGCUACAGUGUACCCUAAUGAAUGCGACCCAGCCAUCAACUUAAAAUCGUAGCCAUCAUGGAAUGUGUUUUUUUUUUUUUUUUUUUUUUUUUUUUUUUUUUUUUUUUUUUUUUUUACCAGUGCCUGGAGGAUAUGUCGGACAUUACCUGAUCGGAACUGUUCAAAUUUCUUAAAUCCUUUUGUGAAGAACCACCAUGGUAAAAAAAAAACAAGUCCAAAUCCUUAACAGAAUUUCAAGUUUAUUGUCAUCAUGAAAGAAUCACUAAGGGAUUAGAUGAAGAGUUGCAGGAAAAUGUGAACUUCCCAGUUAGUUUUUAGACUUCUGAGCAACGUCCCUUGAACAAUCGCCACAGAAUGGACAGCAGUGUAUAUGGCUUUGUCUUGUUUGAUCUUUUUCUAACAUCAUGAUUGAAAUGGGAAAUAAAACAUAUUCCUAAAAAAAUCA